This is a messenger RNA of Labrus bergylta (ballan wrasse), 2470 nucleotides long. RefSeq lists its product as uncharacterized. Gene Ontology annotation, molecular function: protein binding. The record is from RefSeq and is a predicted model, not a curated record. NCBI's taxonomy places the organism in Eukaryota, Metazoa, Chordata, Actinopteri, Labriformes, Labridae.
GCUCAAGUCAGCCAAUCAGAUGCGAUUAACCGAGCUCCAGGUCACACCAAAGUGCUGCUCGUGGUUUGAAAGUGUACACUUCUUGACGAGAAGACUUUGAAACAACAUGGGGAAGCAGAGUUUCUAUGUGCUGUGCUCCCUGCGUGACGCUCCCCGACAGUUUAUUAGCAAAUCCAACCGAAGGUGCUUCCAAGUCCACGUGCCCCUGCCUCUUCCCAAACAGCUGGUGGUGUUUGGUCUUGGAGAAUGGAACUAUAAUGAGACAACAAUCUCUGUAGAGGUUGUGGUCAGUGCUGAAGUACAACAAAUUGGGACCCUGACAUCUCAAGCGAGGUGCCUGACCUGGGAGGGGGAGUGGAGCUCUGACAUCGUCUUAGUGGCAGCAGAGAGAGGCAGGAGAGGAGUUUAUGGAAAGAUUGUGCUAACAGUGUGUGGAGAGCAGGCACAGGAUAAAUCCAGUGUCUUCAGCAGCACUCCUCUGGUUCAAAGGAAAUGUCUGUUCCCAGACAAACACAAUGCCACUGAUCUCUCUUCAACCUUAAAUCAAAGCAUUGCAAACGAAACGACAACUGCUGAUGUGUCACACUUGGGUGAAAGUGCUUCAUAUGCAGACAUCCAAGUAAACAAAGUUGACACCAGCAUUUUCACUAUGGGAAAGAAACCCCACGUUUGGCCUACGAUUAAUGCUGAUGUGUCACACUUGGGUGAAAGUGCUUCAUAUGCAGACAUCCAAGUAAACAAAAUUGACACCGGCAUUUUCAGAAUUAAAAAUAAACCUCCAGUUUGGCCUACGAUUAAUGCUCAUGUGUCGCACCUGGGUGAAAAUGUUUCUUCGGCAGGGAUCCAAGUAAACAAAAUUGACACCGGCAUUUUCAGAAUUGAAAAUAAACCUCCAGUUUGGCCCACAGAGAAGACACCAAAACGUACAGUUAUCAGUAAGAGAGGCCAGCUCACAUGGAGUUUAGAGGACGAGGACAGUGACAGCCUCGCAGAGGACACUGACCAAGCUUCCACCCCCAAGAAAAUGAGGAUGUCCAGGAGGAACAGUCUAGAGGAAGUGAUGGCGCAGAUAAAGAGUGAGAACAGAGAAGUUUCAGCAUGUCCAUCGAAGCGCUGGAGCCACACAAUGUGUUUGAGUGACCCUGACACCGCCAUCCUCAUCGGAGGAGAGACAGCAGAACAAAACUACUGCAAGGACUCCCUGUGGAAGCUGGAGUUAGAUAAUGACUUCUGGUUCUCUAUGAACUCCUCUUCUUCUGGACCGGUACCCCCAUGUGCUCGAGGACACUCUGCCACCUAUGACCCAGACUCUAAAUCAGUUUUUGUUUACGGAGGCCUGAGGGAAGGUCAGUGCUACAGUGAGCUCUACAUCCUGAAUACUCAGACCUGGAAGUGGAAGCUUGUCACUGCAAAAGGGAACAUUCCUAAUUUGGCAUAUCACUCUGCAGCCUUUUAUAAGAAAGAGCUUUUUGUCUUUGGUGGAGUUCAGCCGAGCCAUUCCUCAACAGAUAAACCCUGCAGUAAUGCUCUGUACAUCUUCAACCCAGAGUUUGAACUCUGGUACCAGCCCAUUGUGGAGGGGGACAGACCUCUGCCUCGGUUUGGACAUUCAGCCACUCUGAUGUCCCAUAAAUUGAUGAUAUUUGGUGGUCGUAAGACGGCCACCUACCUGAAUGAUCUCCACGUGCUAGAUCUGGGAUUCAUGGAGUACACAGCUGUGAAGUGCAGAAACAUGCCACCGCUGCCUCGAGGGUUUCAUGCAGCUGUGCCGGUGUCAGACAACAGGAUACUUAUCAGCGGCGGCUGCAGUGCAAUCGGAGCUCUGAAGGAUGUUCACAUUUUCAACACUGACACCAACAUGUGGAGCUCGGUGGCGUCUCCUCUGCUCUGCUCAAAGCCUCGUGCAGGACACAGUAUGAUACAUUUGGGAUGCUCCAGCCUAACAGAAGCUGAGAAGUAUGAACAGGGCAAAAGUGUCCUUGUUGGGUGCAGUUUGCUCGUGUUUGGAGGAUCAGACUGCUCUGGCACUUUCUACAAUGACAUAGUGAAGUGCUCAGUGGAGCUCUCUGGUUAGUCCGAAGUGAUGAUUUUGAGAUCCAAACAGGACGAUUGGUUUUAUUAUUCCAAAACAGUACAAGUGCUGUGAUCUGUCCUGAUGAUGUGACAAAUCAGUUUCUCAAUGUUUAUAUAUAUAUAUUCCUUAAGGUUAUAUUUGUUGUUUUUGUGAUUUAUUCUUUCCCCUUUAACUUGAAUAUCGCUUCUUUUUAGGAGUCUAUUUUUAAAUAACCAUCACAGAGAUCUCAUGCUGCAUGCAGUGAAAUGAGAGGUUUUGUGAUUUGCAUAACAAAUCUGAUGUAUUUUACACAUUAGGUUAUGACCUUAACCUGUCCCCAUACCAGUGUAUUGAAACAAAGUGCUGGACUGGGUGAAAUGGAUGAAGGCAAAUGCUAAUAAAUGUUUUUUACUCAAA